Molecule: messenger RNA, 2787 nt
Organism: Closterium sp. Naga37s-1
Lineage: Eukaryota; Viridiplantae; Streptophyta; Zygnematophyceae; Desmidiales; Closteriaceae
Source: the annotation of a GenBank genome assembly
AUGGAUGUGACAAAAACGGUGGUGGCGACGGCGCCGUUUCAUGAGCUGGUGGAUGAGAUUCCGAGCGUGUGUGACUAUAACGAGAAUGGGGUGUACAGUGGCAGUAACGAGGGCGGAGUGUGCAUUGUAACGCAUGCGAGUGACACGGAUGUGCUUCUGGGGGCAAUGCAGCUCAGUCAGGCGAAAGCCGACAAGCGGGUGGCGGCGGUUGUCCUAUCCGGUGGUACGCCACCGACUCUCACCAUCGACCACAUGAUUAGGUCAACCCAUCUGUCUGCCUCGCUCCCUGUCCUCCUCUCCCCGCUCGACCCACACGUCAUCUGUCUCUCAAUCGCCCACGCUCACUCCUCCCUCCACGCCUCCUCCCCCGCCAAAAUCCGCCGCGCCCGGGACCUCUUUCAAGAACACGCCGACACGCUCGCUAUCCACCGCAUCCUCUUCCAGGAAGCUUCCUCCGCCCAUCCCGCACACGUCACCCCGCGCGUGUUCGAGUGCGGUAUUUUCUCCCGGGCCCGGGAGGCUCAAUCACACGUGGUCCUGGCUAAGGGGACCGAGCCGAAGGUGGUGCAAGCGGCCGGGGAGGUUCUGAGGAGAUCGCUUUGCAAGUUGACUCUUCUCGGAAAUCCCGAGGAGGUGCUUUUGCAAGCGAAGAAUCAGUGCGUGGAUUUAUCCGGAGCUAAUAUUGUCGAUCCCGGAGCAAGCCCGGACCUGGAUCGGUACGUGGAGUUGAUUUGCCAGGCGCAGUUGGAACGGGGGGUGACGAUGAGCGUCGAGGAGGCUCGGCGGCUGCUGCUUUCCGACCCUGCGUCGUUUGGUUCGGCGAUGGUUGCUGCGGGAGAGGCGGACGGGAUGGCGGUCGGCGGGAUUCGGCCGAACGGGAACGGGAGGAUUGUACGGGGGGUGAUCAAGACGCGGCCGGAAAUGCCCGUGGUUUCGGGGGUAGUUUUCAUGUGUCUCCCGGAUAAAGUGCUGGUAUAUGGAGACAGCGCGGAAAACACCCUUCCUCUGAUUGGCUCAAACUCCACCGCUGUGGCACCGAGCCUGGGCGCUUCGGCGCCGACCAAUGGGAUUGCCACUGCCGAUCCAACGGCUGAGGAGCUUGCGAUGAUCGCCAUGUCAUCGGCUGACACGGCGGCAGCCUUUGGCUUGGAGCCACGUGUCGCUCUGCUGUCCUCGCAAUCCAACCACCAGGGUGCUUCUAGAGGUCAUCUUGCGGAGCGAAUAGAGGAGGCAGCACAUAUUGUGAAGGAGCAAAGGCCCGACCUAGCAGUAGAGGGGCCCCUUCCGUAUGCCACUGCAGUGGGUGACAAAAGAAGGAGCGGGUCUAUUUUAUUUGAUAACUCGGACGUGGCGGGGAAAGCUACAGUGCUGAUUUUCCCCGAUAUGCACAGCAGCACAGAUAUGUACAAGCAGCAACGGACGUCGGGAGGUGUAGCGAUGGGGACUGUACUGCAGGGAUUGAGGCGGCCUGUCAGUGACGUGACAAAUAGCGAUACACACCGCAUCGAACUCCUCCCCACCGCCGCGCUUCGCGCGAACUUCACCGCCGUCGACGUGCUCGGCAAGGGGCAGUACGGCGUCGUCUGGCGCCUCGUCGACCGCCGCUCCGCGCGCGAGUUCGCAUGCAAGCGCGUUUCGCGCGCCGUGUGCGGGGAGAACGCGCACGCCGCGGCGCGGCGGGAGAUCGAAAUCAUGGCGAAGCUUCGCGGAAAGGGCUGCGGACAUAUAAUUGGAUUGGAAGCGGUGUACGCGGACAGAGACUCGUUAUACAUGCUCAUGGAGCUCGGGACCGGAGGGGACCUUUUAGCGAGGAUACAGAAUGAAGGGAUGCUUAGCGAAGCGGAGUCCCGAGAUAUUUUCGCGUCGGUGGCUCGCGCCGUUAAAGAGUGUCACGAUAACAGCAUUGUUCACCGCGACAUCAAGCCCGAAAACGUCCUCCUCUGCCCGAAAAAAACUGCUCCUGGAGUCGCAGCCCCGGAUUCUUUUUCGCACAACAUUUCGCAGUCGUCCUCUGUUGCGGGUAACCCGCAACACGUCGCGAAACUCACAGAUUUCGGGCUGUCGGUGGAGGUGCCUCGCUGGCAGCAGGUGAUUGGCUACGCUGGAAGCUACCCGUACGAGGCGCCUGAAGUGAUGGCUUUAGAGCCGUACGAUGAAUCCGCUGAUAUCUGGAGCCUCGGCGUGUUAUUGUACGCGAUGCUUUCGGGAACAUGGCCUCUGUUCCGUAAUAACGUUAGAGAGCUCGACGAUAUCGCGGAUUGGGAGGCGCCCUGCUGGUCGUCGAUCUCGGACGACGCGAAGAAUCUCAUCCGUUGGAUGCUCGCUGUGGACCCCCUCAUGCGGCCCACAAUCGACCAAGUACUCGCUGACACGUGGCUGGCUCCCCCUCCGCCUCCUCCCUCCCGCCGCUUCACCCAUGCUGAUGAAAUCUCCGCCGCGUUCCCCGCCGCGAUUUCCGCGCUUGUUGCAAUUCCUGACAUCAAGUUCCCCCAACCUGACUUUCCCGAGCCUAAUUUCUCCAAACCUGCAUCCAAGAAGCUGGAGAUUUCUGUUCCCGAAGCUCCAGAAGCCCCGGUCAGCCCGAAAAGAAACUCUCCUCGUGGAAACUACUUCAGCAGCCCCAAGCAGGCGGCAGCCGCACUGAAGAACGUGGUCCCCACGUGCCUGGCUUUCAAGAUGCGCGCCGGGCGGCGGGGAUCGUCCCGUGUGGCGCCGACAGCUGUCUGCCUCUCGCGGUCGGUUGAUGGGGCGGCAGGAGCCAGGCAGAGCCGCCCAAUCGCAGCGUAA